GUAAUCGUAACGGAAGCGGCGCAGCCUGGCCGUCUGACCCGCACUGAAUGAGAACGCACUGAUUUCGACCCCAAAAUGUUGAAGUUUCUGCCCAAACUGCUGCUGCUGCUGCUGCUGGCCUUCCCGGCCACUCUGCUCGUCAAAGGGCCGGUGGCGAGUGCCCAGGAUCUGACUGAGGAUGAGGAGGCCGAGGCUGUGGACGAAGAUGUCGUGGACGACGUGACGGCUGAGGACGAAGACGACGAGGCUGAAGUGGAGGACGAUGACAAUGCAGAACUGACGGAAGAAAAAGAAGAUGAAGAGGAGGAAGCGUUGGUCGGAGAGGUGAAGGCUUCCCCCAACGCUGACACCACCAUCCUGUUUGUCAAAGGAGAAGACUUCCCGGCCAACAACAUCGUCAAGUUCCUGCUCGGCUUCACCAACAAGGGAUCUGAGAACUUCAUCGUGGAGUCUCUGGAUGCUUCUUUCCGUUACCCACAGGAUUACCAGUUCUACAUCCAGAACUUCACGGCUCUGCAGCUCGGCACCGUGGUUCCUCCCAGCCGACAGGCCACCUUUGAAUAUUCCUUCAUCCCCGCCGAGCCCAUGGGAGGGCGGCCGUUCGGACUCGUCAUCAACCUCAACUACAAAGACGGCAGCGGAAACGUCUUCCAGGAUGCCGUGUUCAACCAGACCGUCACCAUCACUGAGAAAGAAGACGGACUUGACGGAGAGACGAUCUUCAUGUACGUCUUCCUGUCCGGCCUCGGGCUGCUCGUCGUCGUAGGUCUUCACCAGCUGCUGGAGUCCAGAAAGAGGAGGCGUCCAGCUCCGAAGGUGGAAAUGGGAACCUCGAGCCACAACGACGUGGACCUGAGCUGGAUCCCUCAGGAAACGCUCAACCAGAUCAACAAAGCAUCUCCCAGAAGAUCUCCCCGCAAAAGGAGCCAGAAACGCUCGGCCGGCUCAGACGAGUGACGGCCGCCCGGCACCGCGGCGACAAGACUUCACCCAUCCGUCGGCGCCAGAGGAGGAGGAUUCGGGCGGCCAGCUCCAUCCCGAGGCCCCCUCUGCUGAGAAACUGUAACCAGUGCCAAGCGCAGCGACGGCCGGCUCUCUACUUUCAAAACUGUUGACCACACUCACAAUCCACAGCCCCUUUUUGUUUAUCGAUUUACUGUCACGAGAGAGAGAAGUGGAAAGGAUCGUCCUUUAACAGGCGUGUUGGGUUUAGAAGGCGUGUAAGGACAUUUUUCCUCUAAAGGUUGUUGGGUUUCCUUAAAGAUUUCUUUGUUUUUCAAAGCCUCGGUAAGAUAACUGCUGACAUUAUCAUUGUGAGACAGUAUUGAUUGUCUUUGUGUUUCUUACUUCCCCACUCUGGUGCAGGGCUGAAACAGUGAUCAACCUACGGAACAUUUUUAUCAUUGAUUAAUUGUCAUUUUUACAACUCCAAAUUUUCCACUCAUCUUGGGCCUUUUGAAUUUAUAUUCUAAUGAGUUUUGGCAGUUUUUUGCUGAAUAACACUGCUCAGUUGCAGCCUUGCUCUGGUGUGUAACGGAGCUACGAUUACGGUAACAAAUGCAGUUUUUGAUUUGAGUUUUUGGAUGUUUUUUUUUUUUUUUGGUGUAGUUUUGCAUUUGUAGAUUCUGCCUGCACAUUUUGGGAUUAUGUUGAGAUUUUGUAGAUCAUGUCCGCUCCCUUCCUGCUGCCCUGACCUUCACUCGUUUCCCUCCGCAGAUCUUGAGGGAAUUUUUUGUUUUAGUCUGGUCUGAUCAGUUAUAACAGAUUGGCAAGAAAAAACAAAAACCUCAAGAGCUCAGUGCCGUCCUUCUGUUAGACUGUCGCAGUGUGAAGAUGUUGUAAAGACUUUUUGAGCCCACAUGUCAGAGUGUUGAUGUUAGAUUUGGGGAGGUUUUUUUGGAAAUAAAGCAUCAAAGACAACAGAUUAUGCUGUAAAGUCUGGAAGAGCAGCUUCGACGGCAUCAUGAUGAAAAAGUCUGUGAUUUCUCGUUUGAUUUAAAUGUGUUCAAACGUAUAUAAAGCGGCGUAAUCACAGGCGUGGUGCUGACUGGACUCGUCCAUAACUGCGUCACAACGUGCUUUAACCUCCAGAUGUGCGGAUGUGAAAGCGGGUGGGUCGGCAGACGUCUAAAGCCUCGACACGUGCCUGUUUUCUAUCUUUGUAAAUUUGUUUGGCUUCUCUCAGCUCGUUCAGAAUCAAGAAGAAGUAAUUUACAGAGUCUGUUUGUUUUUUUGUUGAACUGGCUGAAGCACUGGUGUAAAUAAUGGCUGAGAGCAAAACUACCGAGCUAAUUUAUUCAGGGGACACAUUGGGCUUGAAUUGGGGGGGUUUGUAUACUGUACUACUUUUCUUUUACCACUAGGGGGGACUCGAGCGUCCAGUAAAGUGGACCACAAAGUCGAUUCAGCAUCCACAGAGAACUGAGCUGAUGUUGAGUUUGUUCCUUUUUCUUUGGGGCUCUGGUCGGGAUACAUACAGGCUUCUACUUUUAUUUGCUUUUUAAAUGUGCAGGAAAAUAAACUUUGAUGAUUUGCUGUAGA
Molecule: messenger RNA, 2541 nt
Organism: Stegastes partitus (bicolor damselfish)
Lineage: Eukaryota; Metazoa; Chordata; Actinopteri; Pomacentridae
Gene: ssr1
Product: signal sequence receptor, alpha
Exons: 9
Coding region: 76-957 (293 amino acids)
Cellular component (GO): endoplasmic reticulum; endoplasmic reticulum membrane
Source: RefSeq, a predicted model, not a curated record